Argentina anserina (silverweed cinquefoil) is the source of this 615-nucleotide messenger RNA. Its product is annotated as 60S ribosomal protein L34-like. The record is from RefSeq and is a predicted model, not a curated record. Gene Ontology annotation, molecular function: structural constituent of ribosome. NCBI's taxonomy places the organism in Eukaryota, Viridiplantae, Streptophyta, Magnoliopsida, Rosales, Rosaceae. Gene Ontology annotation, biological process: translation; ribosome biogenesis. Gene Ontology annotation, cellular component: ribosome; cytosolic large ribosomal subunit. The transcript is spliced from 4 exons. The coding region runs from base 63 to 425 and encodes 120 amino acids.
CUAGCGACUAGGGCUUUCAUCUUUCUCACUCUACCGCCAUAGCAGAGUAGGAGAGAGAGAGAAUGGUGCAGAGGCUGACGUACCGUUCGCGCCACAGCUAUGCUACCAAGUCUAAUCAACACCGGAUCGUCAAAACUCCGGGUGGGAAGCUUGUCUAUCAGACCACUAAGAAGAGAGCUAGUGGACCCAAGUGUCCUGUUACUGGAAAGAGAAUCCAAGGGAUUCCUCACUUGAGACCUGCUGAAUAUAAGAGGUCUAGACUAUCAAGGAACAGGAGGACUGUGAAUCGUGCCUAUGGUGGUGUUCUUUCUGGUGGAGCUGUGAGAGAGAGGAUAAUUCGAGCCUUUUUGGUGGAAGAGCAGAAGAUAGUGAAGAAGGUUUUAAAGAUUCAGAAGGCCAAAGAAAGGGCGGCAUCAAAGAGCUAAGAUGCCAUAUAGUUACUGUUUUCAUAUUUGUUGAUCUGCAUGCUAUAAAUUUUGACAUUUAUUUGAGAGGAUGACGACUAUUGGAACACUGUUUGUUUUCAUGAAAUUCAGACAAAACUUUUGAACUACUUGCCCCCAGAGUGUUUGCUAUGUUAUGUGAUAUAACAAGUCUGCUUCUGCUUAUUAUCUC